Molecule: messenger RNA, 1933 nt
Organism: Lactuca saligna
Lineage: Eukaryota; Viridiplantae; Streptophyta; Magnoliopsida; Asterales; Asteraceae
Source: the annotation of a GenBank genome assembly
CUUGAGUUUGUUCUGGCUAGCAAAUUAGCAGUUCAGAAUUCAGAUGACAAUGGAGGCCUUGAAGGUUUGGUCGUCACGGCCUCUGAGACACCUCUUCCAUUUAGCUGCCUCUCCUCCUCCUACUUCUAAAUCAUAUCUCCCCGUUACUUUAGUCCGCUGUUGUUCUUCCUCCACUUCCGCCGCCGCCGCCGCCGCCGCGCCAAAACAAGGCGGCAGGGGUAGGAGAUCUUCCGCCGCUUCCACUACAACCUCAACCUCCGAUAGAGACGCCAUUCGCGCAAUCCGUCUCAAAAAGGUGGAAGAGUUGAGGAGCAAGGGCUACGAACCCUAUGCAUACAAGUGGGACAGAACCCAUACUGCUAAUCAAUUGCAAGAGAUUUAUAAGCAUCUAGGCAAUGGCGAAGAGUCCAACACUGAGAAUGAUCAAGUAUCAAUAUCAGGAAGAAUUGUGGCACGUAGGGCUUUUGGAAAACUCGCUUUCUUGACUUUAAGGGAUGAUUCUGGAACAAUUCAGCUUUACUGUGAGAAGGAAAGGCUUGCAAACGAUCAAUUUGAUCAAUUGAAGUCCCUUGUUGAUAUAGGCGACAUAUUGGGUGCAAGAGGCUCAAUUAAACGUACAGAGAAAGGGGAGCUCUCUCUCUGUGUAAAUUCGUUCUUGAUUCUUACAAAGUCUUUGCUUCCAUUACCAGACAAGUUUCAUGGUCUGCAAGAUAAGGAUAAACGUUAUCGGCAACGAUAUGUAGAUAUGAUUGCAAAUCCAGAGGUAGCUGAUGUAUUCCGUAAUAGAGCAAAGAUUGUUUCAAUUAUACGCCAGACAGUUGAAUUAAUGGGAUUUAUUUCAGUUGACACUCCCGUUUUACAGGAAGCAGCUGGAGGGGCAGAAGCUAGGCCAUUUAUUACACACCAUAACUCUCUUGGUAGAGAUCUUUAUCUCAGAAUUGCUACUGAACUCCAUUUGAAGAGAAUGUUGGUUGGGGGAUUAGAAAAAGUAUACGAAAUCGGCCGAAUAUUCAGAAACGAAGGCCUUUCAACUCGUCAUAAUCCAGAAUUCACAACAAUAGAGAUAUAUGAAGCAUACUCAGACUACGAAAGCAUGAUGAACAUGGCAGAAGAAAUUGUAACUCAAUGUGCUCUUUCACUUCAUGGGAAGCUUACUCUUGAUUAUCAGGGUGUAGAAAUUAACCUUGAAAGACCAUGGAGAAGAGAAACAAUGCAUAAUUUAGUCAAAGAAGCCACAGGAGUUGACUUUAUUAAAUUAGGAAAUGAUCUUAAUGCUGUUAAAGAAGCGGUUAUUAGUGCACUCGAUCUGGGCCCACGUAAUCCAGACAGACAUUCAAUUGAAGCUUGCUCUUCUGUGGGCCAUGUGCUUAAUGAGGUUUUUGAAAUGGUAGUAGAAGCAACAUUAGUACAGCCUACAUUUGUUCUGGAUUAUCCUGUUGAAAUUUCUCCUUUGGCUAAGCCACAUCGGAGGGAUGCAGGUUUAACAGAGAGGUUUGAGCUUUUUGUUUGUGGUCGUGAGUUGGGAAAUGCGUUUUCUGAAUUAACUGAUCCUUUGGACCAGAGGCGACGUUUGGAGGAACAAGUGAAGCAACAUAAUAAGAAAAGAGAGGCUGCAGAAGGAAAGGAAAAAAAAGAUGAUAAUGAUGAUGACGUGUCUUAUGACGUGACUCUUGAUGAGGAUUUUUUAACAGCUUUGGAAUACGGAAUGCCUCCAGCUUCAGGAAUGGGAAUUGGGAUUGAUAGGCUGGUGAUGCUUCUCACAAAUUCGGCUAGCAUAAGAGAUGUUAUUGCUUUUCCUGUUCUUAAGCUUCAGCAAUAGAAAUAUUUUUUUUUUUUGUUCAUUUGAGAUUAUAUAUAAAAAAGUUAUUUUUUUUUUUUUUUGAAAAAGAUUAUUGGGACUUUUGAACAAGUGUGACACUAAAUUAGUUGUGAG